Messenger RNA from Huiozyma naganishii CBS 8797, 2115 nucleotides. RefSeq names its product serine-type carboxypeptidase (gene KEX1). Gene Ontology annotation, cellular component: trans-Golgi network. The transcript has a single exon. The record is from RefSeq and is a predicted model, not a curated record. Bases 1 to 2115 code for a protein of 704 amino acids. Gene Ontology annotation, molecular function: serine-type carboxypeptidase activity. Gene Ontology annotation, biological process: apoptotic process; proteolysis. NCBI's taxonomy places the organism in Eukaryota, Fungi, Ascomycota, Saccharomycetes, Saccharomycetales, Saccharomycetaceae.
AUGUUUGGCUUUGAUAGCGGGGUUUUGCAUGUUCUGCUGUUGUGUUUGGCGGUAGUUACAGCUGGGAAAGCCGUUUUGAAAGAUGAGUACCUUGUUGAUCCAAAAGCGUUGCCAGGCUUCAAUAAGUUGGGAAUAGAUGCACAGAAAUUCCCCCUGAUGUACGCUGGUCACAUCGAUGUUUUUGAACAACUGAAGAAGGAGUCUGACAUGAUACCCGAGGACUAUGGCUAUUUCUUCUGGAAGUUUGAGGACCCAGAGAAUAUUGAAAAGGGUAAACCGUUAAUCUUCUGGCUGAACGGGGGGCCCGGGUGUUCGUCGAUGGAUGGUGCACUUGUUGAGAACGGACCGUUGCGUGUGGAUUCUAAGGGAAACGUAUACUUGAACAAGGGCUCGUGGCAUUCGAGGGGUGACUUGGUGUUUACCGAUCAACCAAUUGGUACUGGCUUCUCUUCUCUUAAUGAUACCAACAUGGAUGCACAGUUUUUUGAGGACAGUUUAGACGGUGUUAGCGAAAGAUUUAUGGAAUUCUUAAUCAACUACAUGAAAGUGUUCCCAGAAGACGCUGAUAGAGAGAUUAUUCUUGCCGGUGAAAGCUAUGCAGGGCAAUACAUCCCGUUUUUCGCAAACCGUAUACUUGAGUAUAAUAAACAGGGGGACAUCCAGCCAAUAAAUUUGAUGACGCUGUUGAUUGGGAACGGCUGGAUCGAUCCGACUACCCAAUCGUUAUCAUAUUUACCCUUCGCGUUGGACAAUAAAGUGAUAGAUAAAAAUGAUGGACCAGUUUUCGAAAUAUUACUGAGAACACACGAAUUAUGCCAAAACCAAAUUAACAGCGCCGAGUAUGCUGGGUCAUUUGAAUUUCCAGAGUGUGAGAGAUUGUUCAACAGACUCACUGAGGCGACUAGAGCACCUAUUAAAGGUAACCAACUGAGCUGCGUUAACGUAUACAACUAUGAAUUGGACGACACUUAUCCAUCCUGUGGGAUGAAUUGGCCCGCAGAUAUCCCCUUUAUCAAGAAAUUCUUGAACCAGGAUUCCGUGAAACAGGCUUUGCACCUGGAUAACAAACCUUGGAUUACAGAUUGGCGCGAAUGUAACUCUAAAGUUGGGAAGGAGCUGACAAAUAAAGAACUCAAGCCUUCUAUCGAACUCCUGCCCUCUUUAUUAGAAAGCGGUGUCGAUAUCAUCUUGUUCAACGGGGACAAAGAUAUCAUCUGUAACCACAUCGGUGUCAUGGACUCCAUCAAUAAUAUGCAUUGGGGUGGGACAAAGGGGUUUUCAAGUGAUGCAGAGGAAUACGACUGGUAUUACAGAAAUCCGGUCUUAAAUGAUGAUGAAAUGGUUGGGUACGUGAAAUAUGACAGAAAUUUGACCUUCAUCAACGUUUUCAAUGCCUCUCAUAUGGUCCCAUACGAUAAAGGCGAGGCCAGUAGAGGACUGUUGGAUAUAUCCAUGAAUCAAAUCCUUUUAGGGGAGUUGGGGAAAAGAACAGCAUUAGUUAGCGGUGAUGAACCUUUCAUCUUCGAUGAUGAAGAGGGAACAGAUGAGGAAGAGAAUGAAGAGGAAUUUGAUAGUGAUGAUGAAGGUGACGAUACAGAUGAGAGUGAUGACGAAGGUGACGAUACAGAUGAGAGUGACGACGAAGGAGAGGAUGUGAGUGAUGAAGACGAUGAUGAUGAGGAUAAGGAAGAAGAGGAAGAGGAAGAUGAUGAGGAAGAAAAUGAGGAGGAUCAAGAAGAUGAGGAAAACGUGAAUUAUGGUGAAGAAAAGGCAGAAGAUGCGAUUAAUCGCAAGGGUCUCGUCGUUGCAGCAAUCUUUGCCACUUUCAUUGCCGUUUUGCUAUUGAUAAAAUUCCGCAAUAUCUUAAAACCAAAAAUAAUCUCUUUGAUGAACACGCGCCCUUAUAGCAGAUUGAAUGGACAUAAAACAGUAACGUGGGCUGACGACCUUGAGAUUGGUGAAAUGGAUUUUGAAAUCAACGACGAAGAAGGUAACACAGCUGCUGAAUCCUCCAAAACGGGCACUUCAAAUCUCAAAAAAGCAUAUCAGCCUGAGUCUAAAGACGCUACGGCGAAGGGAACUGGCGAUGAUUCGAUAGAGUUACAAGAUUUAUAG